Molecule: messenger RNA, 1360 nt
Organism: Mollisia scopiformis
Lineage: Eukaryota; Fungi; Ascomycota; Leotiomycetes; Helotiales; Mollisiaceae
Exons: 2
Coding region: 57-1229 (390 amino acids)
Biological process (GO): Golgi to plasma membrane transport; conjugation with cellular fusion
Cellular component (GO): exomer complex; trans-Golgi network
Molecular function (GO): protein dimerization activity
Source: RefSeq, a predicted model, not a curated record
AGUUAUCGCAACGUAUUGACUCUCGAACACUCCGAACCUCACAUUAGAGACCAAAGAUGCUGAUCUCACUGACCGUCGGCAAGGUCGAUGCAGGCGUCGCCGUCCUCCUAACUCAGGACAAAAGACUUAUUGAAUUUCCCUCGAUUCUCCUCCCUCCUAAUAUCUCCUCGGGCAGUAUAGUCGAUAUUACUGUCGCCCGCAACGUCGCCUCCGAGCAGAAAUCCCAAGCUGCUUUCCACGCUCUCCAAGAUGCCAUCUACUCCUCGUUUGGUGAAAGCGAACCUGCUGCGCCAGUCCUCCGAUGCAGAAAUGCGACCCAAACAUCUGUAGUCCUCGAAUGGGACCCAAUUGAAACGGCAACUGCAGAAUGUAUAUCACUGUCCCUUUUCCGCAACGGGCAGAAGGCGGGCAAUAUUCCAAGACCAACACAAAUGCAGAGCACGAAGAUCAGUGGCUUGGCAGUUGAUACGGAAUACACAUUUCACUUGGUGUUGAGAACGAGUGCCGGUACAUACAGCAGUGAGAAGGUGGUUGUCAAGACGCACAAGAUGACGGAUCUGAGUGGUAUCACAGUCACGCCUGGUAUCUUGCCUUCGCAACUCAAAGAGAGUCUCACGAAGGCAAUUGAGAGAAUAGGAGCAAAGAUUGCACCUUCAGUCAGGAUUGACACUACACAUUUCGUCACCACAGAAGGAAGAGGCAUAGACUGGGAGAAGGCCGUCGAGAUGAAUAUUCCAGUCGUAAGACCAGAAUGGGUUGAAGGCUGUGAGCGAGGUGGACGGAUCGUGGGAGUCAGACAAUAUUAUCUUGAUGCUGAUCCGAGACAACGUCAAAUUGCACAAGCCGAAAUCCCACAACAGGCACCACCAACUGAACAACCAAAAUCGCCUCCCACCAGUCCUCCGGCCAAUGGACAAACGAAUGGUUCGAGUCAAGCAAUUCCUCCCACGCCACCAGCCAAGGAUGUCCCUAACCAGGAGGAGGAGGACAGCGAAGAGGAGGGAGAUGAGGAAGAGGAAAAAGAAAAGACAGCUAUUCCAGACGAGCAGAAAGUCAGAGUUGAAGACAGAGAUCAGCACAAGGUAGCACUUCGGCCAGCAGCACCUGCAUCUGAAGACUCAGACGAACCAGACGAGCCAGAAGAAAAGGGGAGGGAAACUGCCGAAGAAGGAAAUGGGUCUGGUUCUCAGACACCUGGUCAUUCGAGUUUCCAAGACGUUGCUCUAUAAUUGCGUGUUUUGCUACAAUAUACCUAAGUUCUGCCUUCGAUCGCUGCAUUACAUUCUAGACGGCAUGGUGUCUGGCUUGCCUUGUAGUUAUACUAUGUUGUGUGUGUAAAUGACAAUAGUGUCAGCGUUGG